AUGCUUCUCCGCCUUCGCGCAAAGGCCGCUUGGCACGCACAUGGCUUGCUCUUGUGGCUGUUGCCUCGUCCGCAGCUGCGGUACGCGCCCUUUCCGUACCCCAGCAUCAGCCAUACCAGACAUUGGCAAGAACAAGCCGAAUCUAUGACCCUCCAGAAGCCAAAGGCAUUGAUGGUCAAGCACUGGCAGCGAGCUCGAAUCCAAGAACCGUCAGUGUACACGACCAAGAACCUCCUGGACUUGGGACAAUUCAGGAACCGUGCUGGCCUCAACUUCGCCUUCAUGGAGGACAACAUGUUGCAAGGAAUGCUUGCGGCACGCGCCAGCAAAGGCCUGACGGCCCAAUUGAAGCGGGAUGCCAUUCAGGAAGCCCAACUCGAAGCCGAGGCCGCUACCAAGCGUGGAGAGAAGCACGACAUGGUGCGCUCCCUCAUUGGCCCAAAGGGGGGCCUGCCAACGUUGAAGGCAGACCUGGUGAAACUGGCUUCACUCCUGAACAUCCCCGUCCAGACUGGAAUGACUGUGGAAGACCUCAAGAAAGCUUGCCGCCCCUUGGUUGCCGAGAUCGCUCAAAAGCCAACUCCCUCGAAGGCAAGUGGAUCUACCAGUUCAACGGAAAGACAUGUCCCCGAGACGUCAAUGGCGAGACCUUCUCAAGCGCCCGAGACAAUUGGCGCAAAGGCCAAGGCAUCUCCUGGAGUGACCGCUCAAGAGCUACAGGAAGUCCUCACCAUGCAGGACCACAAGUUCCAAGGGAUGCUGAACCAAGUGCUCCAGAGCAUUUCGACCCUGCACCAAGCAUCGCACCUGCCAGGACCUAUGACUUCCGGUCUGAUGGAAACCGAAGCAACCAUGGAAGUGAAUGAAGUCUAUGAGGAGCAGUGGCAUCGAGCGAUGGACCACUUCCAGAACGAGAUCUUUGUCACCACCCUCACCGUUGGCGAUGAGAAGUCUUUUCAGUCCCAUGCCAUGUCUGAGAAUAGGUUGAUUUCAAAGAACCCCGACCUUGUUGAGAAUGACCGCUUCCCCAAGACCUUUGUCACCGAGGUCUACACAAACACGGAGCGAGUUGCGCAGACGGCUCGCAAACGAGGACAUCGAGUGGGAGCCUCAAUGAGCUUGGAAUCAGGAUGGAACUUUCUCCGUCCACUGGAUCGCAAAGCUGCCAGAGCCGUCCUGAAGCGUGAAAGUCCUUUCUUUUUGUUGCUGGCAUUUCCUUGUUCCUUUUGGAGUGUGUUACUCAACCUCAACCCUCCGAAGAAUGGCACCAAGAUGUAUGAGGAAGCGAUCACCCUCUUGCAGUUCGCCCUCCAAUUGGCCAAGGACCAGAAGAGUCGUGGUUGUCACUUUGUUUUGGAGAACCCUCAAUCCUCUAGAGCAUGGACCCUGGAAGAGAUGCAAAGAGCCUUGGAGCAACUUGAGGCCCGUUGUGUAGUCUUCCACCAAUGCCGAUUCCGCUUGAAGAACCAGGCCCUGGUGGUUGGAAUGGAAAAGCAAUUUGAAGCUGACUUCAAAAGACCACACAACAUCCUUGCCAUCGAAGACGGUGAGGAGGCUGAAGAUGAGACCGCCCUGCCGAUUGACAUGAACCUGAGUGACUCUGAUCAGGAGUCCACUGAAGCUGAGGCAGUAAGCGCCUACAACUCGGACAUCAACGACGCUGGUGUCUCUCCUAUGCAAGCUGCCUUUGGAAAGCAACCCCGGAUGCACGGAGAUUGCCUUGGUGAUUUUGGUCGCCGCUUGAGUGAGCAUGGACUCAUCGACUCUCGGCCAAGUUUGGCCAGACAAGUUGCCAUGCGAGAGACUGCUCGCUUGGCGAUGGUGCGCCUUCAUUUUUCCAAAGGUACAUCUCCAUUUCCUGAAGCUGUACGAGCUGCCUUUGAACAGAGACGGCAGAGCGUUUCCAGUGCCGCCCCAAGUGCUAGCGGCGAGUCACAAGCUUCCAAGAGGCCUGCUGAACUGGAUGCUGAGCGCUUGCGUGAAGAAGCUCUUCAACCAGACCCUGUUGCUCCAACUCCGGCUCAACCUCCAGAUGAAGUUCCUGAUGAAGCUUCCGAAGCCCUGAGAGUGACUCAUGAAGUGAUGGAAAUGGAAGCCUAUGCCAAUGUACAUCCGCUCCGUCAGAUCCAGAUCAUGGCGGAACAGGAUCGUCUAAAUCCCUUGGAAGCCAGAGUCCGAGACCAUGGGACAUGGCGUGGCAAUUGGCCUCUCCCCUCGAGGACAGAAUUCAAACGACGGCAAAUGCUGAAGCAACUUUGGCCCCUUGGCAAUGAUGAUGCUGCUCAGGAAGUGCUUGCAGUGCUCACUGCUCGUAAGGAGCAUGUAUGGAGUCACAUGUCGGACUUUGAGAAAAAGGAGUUCCGUGAAGCAGCAGCCAAAGGAUGGUCAGUAUGGGUUGAAAAUGAAGCCAUCGAACCUCUUCCAGAUGCCGAAGCUGUCCGCAUUAGGCCUGAAGCCAUUUCGUGCUGCGCCUUAGGUGAAAACGGCGCGCUGGCAGACGCUCUUGCUAGUGGCAGUGGCCUUCACAGCUUCCUGUGCCGCCAUUUGCGCCAGCUUCUCGAGAAGGCUCUCCAGCUCAGUGAGCUCUUUCAGCAGCACCUCACCUCGCAAACCUUGAAAAACACAUUUCCUGCAGGCGACUACCAUCAGGGCAGUGGCCUUCACAGCUUCCUGUGCCGCCAUUUGCGCCAGCUUCUCGAGAAGGCUCUCCAGCUCAGUGAGCUCUUUCAGCAGCACCGCACCUCGCAAACCUUGAAAACCACAUUUCCUGCAGGCGACUACCAUUAG
This is a messenger RNA of Durusdinium trenchii, 2787 nucleotides long. Lineage: Eukaryota; Dinophyceae; Suessiales; Symbiodiniaceae. The record is from the annotation of a GenBank genome assembly.